GGCUUACUUGGGCUUGCUUUUUUCUCAAACAACAUUGAGAGACUUCUCAAAUAUAUCUCAAGAACAAGGCUUCAGGUAAUUGUUGUCAUUUGUUAUAGGGUGAUCCAUGGCUGGAUCUACAAAAGGAUGUAAUAUUGCUCAUUGCCUUUUAGAAAACUUAAAUGUUUACUAAACACAUACUAAAAUUCACAAAUGUUUGAUCUUCAUAUACAAGGCAGAAAAUUGAUUGUGUUUACAAACACAAACAUCAUCAAGUUUAGCUGGUAGGAAGUGCGGAGAAGAAUGAUAAUACCCAUGCCCUUUUUCUUUUGGACAGUGAAGCAUUACAGCGCUUAGUCUGUGGGAUACACAGCUAUGAACUGUCCUGGAGUUAGGUGUCCAGCAGGCUUUUUUCAAAGAUCAGUUUCUGGAAGCAGGGAAGUGUUGCAAUAAAUAAUAAGAACUCAAAUAGUUUAGUGGCCAGAGCGUUUGAAUAGAAAGGUAGAUGGAGUGCUGUAGGUCAGGUUGCUCUCAGUUGAAAUAUUUCACUUUUUCUUAGCGUUUCUCCCUCUUUUCACCCCAUUUCUUUUGUGUAAUUUCUAGUCCAGUAAACAGGAGGGGCCAGUAGACUACAUGUGUAGCAGAAUGUCCAUUUUGUGAAUUGUGGAAGUGCCAAUAUCAAAUGGAAAACUUGCCUCAUCCACCACACCUUCUACUGAGAAAGAACUUCCCAGUGCAGCGCAGAACCAGAUGGUUCAACCAAUUCAUAUGCCUUGCAGUCAACACUCUCCUGUGAUGCAUGAGAAACUGUGCGAGCAUGUGCAAACUCAGAUGUCUCUGGUAACUGGCCAACCACCACACAACGGUAACGAAACUCCUACUGUAACUCCUUUUCCUACCUCAAAUCACGGAUGUCAAAAUGUUACAGCUUUUAAUUAUCGAUUACCUACUUGCACAUCAGCUCUGUCCCUGCAGCAUUCAGCUGAUCCCUUGUCUACUCAGUCAGAUGUUCCUGUAGACAGUGGCAAUGAAUGUGUGCCAAAGAUGGGAGGACCUGUGGUUUGCCCAGUAGUUUCUGCUGCUUCUACUACUGCUGUGCAAAUACAGUCUGCUACUGCUCUUCCUAGUGUGAUCCCUUGUAUAGCAUCAGGUGUAUCAAGUAACUCUACAGUGCCUACAUUGAGCCCAUCAUCUUCUGGCAGAGAGAUGACCCCACACCACAAACAACAGAUGAAAGAAGCAGAUUUGAUAAGAUGCAUACAAGCUCACCUGGCCCUGUUACAAUCACAUGAAGUGACGAACGGCGGGACUGAACAGAAGUGCCAUUGUCAUUGUCCAGCAAAACAUAAUGCUUCAAGUAACGAGGAGGAGGAUACUUCUGAAGAGCACAGUGAGGACAUGGUCAACAAAGAAGAUGAGUUGAAUGUACUUGACGUAGCCCCAGUGAGAGAUGCAAGCUGUAAGACAAGUUCUGUGAAUAAAGUUCUAAAAUCCAGAGAAGAAAGUCCAGAAGAAACAGCCCAUCAAGUUAAGACUGUAAAAUAUCUCCUGGGAGAGCUCAGAGCACUGAUAACAGAUCAAGAUGAUUUGGAAAUGUUAAGGUUGAUGAGUGAAAUAGAAGACUGCAUAUCAUUGCUCCCAGCUGUAGUGGGAAGUACAAAUGUGCAAGCUGAAAUAGCACUAGCUUUACAGCCUCUCAGGAGUGAAAAUGCACAACUGCGUAGGAGACUAAGAAUAUUAAACCAGCAACUUGGAGAACGAGAAAGAAAUGAGAAGACAUCUGGACAAAGCUGCAACUAUGAAUUAGUUUCUUGGCAGUCCUUGAAUAUGAUGCUCCAGAGUCAAUUGAAAGAAUCACUGAAAGGUCUUGAGUCACUACAAGCUAAAAAUGAAGAACUAUUUAAAAUAAUAGAAAGUCAGAAAGAAGAAAAUAAACGUCUUGCAAAAAAUAUUCAAGAUAAAGAACUAGAAUUGCUUGAAAACAAACAGCAUUACGACAUUCAUUCUACCAAGCUUAAGAUUGAAGUGGAAGAGGCAUUAGCAAAUGUGAAGAGCCUUCAGUUUAAGCUAGAAGCUUCAGAAAAAGAAAAUAAGAUUUUGGGUAUAACGUUACGUCAGCGUGAUGCAGAAGUUAACAGACUGCGUGAAUUAACCAGAACCUUGCAGGGCAGUAUGGCCAAGCUGCUGUCUGACCUCACAGCAGACAACAUUAGAUCCAAACCUGAAAACGGUCUCUCAAAGUCCCUUUUGGAAGACUAUGAAAAGCAGAUGCAACCUGAUCCAUUUCCUGGGAGUACUUCAGUAAUCACUUACCUAAAAAAAUUAGAAAUGGAUCAUAUUUUGACAGAUACAGAACCUCAUUUCUCAAAUAAAAUUGGAAAGUUAGAAAUGCAAAACCUAGCCUGUGAAAAGUUUGCUGCUGAAGGAAGUAAAAUAAACAGUACAUUCUCAAAAGGAGCAUCAACUCCCAGAACACUACGAACCUCACUGAAGCAAGAUGCAGAAACAGCCAGUGAUUCUGGGACUUUACUAGAUGACCAAAACAAGUUGGAUGAGACUGUUUAUAUUGCAUUGACUAGCAGUGCCUCUAUAAAACAGCAGCCAAUCUCUGAAAGAACUGGUGCGCAACCCCAGAGUAGAGGGUCUUGUAGGAUGUUGGACUACCACUGUGAGCUUUCAAACUCUAUGCAGCAGAAUGGGUACAGUGUGAAAAAGACUAUGGAAAACUCUUUUAAAGUUGCAGGGGAUAAAGUGGAGCCAGAAGGAGAAAAAGUCCAGAUGAGGCCAACAGGCAUACCAAAUGGAGCUGCAAAAGACUUCACAGAUAAACCAGACCAACCUCAGCCUGGUACAUACCCUCGCAUACCAAUGCUGUUUCUGAAAGAGAUUUCUCAGAAAAAAGGCAGUGAAAUACCUGAUUUCAGUUCCAUUUCAUUUGAUGAUAUAUCUGGGAAGUCUGAGUGGAGUGCAUCCUCUUACUCAACGUUUACUUCUCGAGAUGAAGAGGACUUUAAGAAUAGCUUAGCAGCCUUGGAUGCCAACAUAGCUAAGUUACAAAGAACUCUGCAAAAUAGCAUGAUGAAACAAUGAGUAUGAGAAAACCAAAUGGGGUGCACUUGGUUGGAUUAUCUAGGUUUUUCUGAAGUGUACUAAUAAGCGUGGUACUGUUGCAAUUAUUUGUAUUUUUGGUGUAAAAUGACUAGCUCCUAGCUGUUUAAAUUAUGGAUGGGAUUUGUUCCUCAUUAAGCUGUGGUGCUGCUUGAUGUGUACAUCUUGAAAUAACUAGAUAUAAUUACUAAAUUAUGACUUGGUUUUAUACUUUUUCAUUGCAAAAUUAAUUCUUAGACCUACACACUGGUCUAAGUGUGUAGAAAAAUGCCUUAAAUUAUGACUUAGGUUUAUAUUCUUUAAUUGCAAAAUUAAUUCUUAGAAUAGCACUUCGUACUGUUUAAGAAACCAACAAACUGUUGGCAAUACAGUUUUUCUAUUAAAUGAUAAAGUAGACU
This is a messenger RNA of Strigops habroptila (Kakapo), 3485 nucleotides long. It is a transcript of the gene CCDC14, whose product is annotated as coiled-coil domain containing 14. Gene Ontology annotation, biological process: protein localization to centrosome. Gene Ontology annotation, cellular component: centriolar satellite. The record is from RefSeq and is a predicted model, not a curated record. The coding region runs from base 730 to 3069 and encodes 779 amino acids. The transcript has 9 exons. NCBI's taxonomy places the organism in Eukaryota, Metazoa, Chordata, Aves, Psittaciformes, Psittacidae.